Molecule: messenger RNA, 1501 nt
Organism: Caenorhabditis angaria
Lineage: Eukaryota; Metazoa; Nematoda; Chromadorea; Rhabditida; Rhabditidae
Source: the annotation of a GenBank genome assembly
AUGUCCGGAGAAGAAGAAGUUGAGCUAAUUAUUAGAAGUGCUUAUCAAUCCGCCGAUGAUUUGACAUUUUCCUGCCCGAAAACUUGGACGAUUCGUCAAAUAAAAGAGCAUGUUAGAAAUGUUCUUGAAUCUCACCCGGUAAAUUAAUUAAUUUCAAAUUAUUUCUAGAUUAAACUUUAGUGUCAAAUUUUUACAGGCAAUUUCCACACAACGUCUUAUUUUUUCUGGUGCUUCUCUCCGAGACGAACAAAUCAUCUACGAUAUUUUAAGCCGAAGUGUAGUUGAUGGUGCACAAAUCUUUCAUCUUGUAAUUGCCCAACCUUAUGUCACUCAAGAAGUUCGUCAGAGAACAACACAAGCAUCUUCAAAUGCUACACAAGCUGCACCUCCAACUGUCACACCAAAUGCACCAUCAAGUCUUACUUGGGAGCAAUGGUGGGCUCAAUACGGCCAAAAUACAAAUCAGGCUCAAGCUCAAUAUUAUCAGUAUUACAACGAGUAUAUGCGACACUACUAUGCGCAACAAUAUUAUAUGAGUUAUGCAGCUGCGGCAGCCUCGCAAACUCCAGCACCUGCUGCGCAAGUCGCUGCUCCGCAAAAUCAAGCUGCGGCAGCACCGCCUGGUGAACGUGUUGAUGCUUUGGAGAUGUUCUAUCGUCUUUUCAAGCUCGUUCUAUUGUUUUCGGUGAGUCCUUAACUAAUUCUUUAUUCAAAACUUGAAUUUCGCAGGCUGUGCUUCUCUACUCAUCAUUCGAACGAUUUUUACUUGUCUUAGUUGCCGCACUCUUCAUCUACUUCAUUCAAAUUCGCCGAAAUCAAGCUCGAAAUCGCGCUGCGAUUGCCGCAAGGGAUUUGGCUCAACAAAAUGCGGUGAAUAACAAUAACAAUGGAGAGAAUCAGACAAAUCCACCAACAACAACAUCAGCUUCUGAAAAUGAUGCUGGAAAUGCGAGUGGCGAGGGAAAUAAUGCAGCUGAAAAUGAAGAGGAGGUAAGAUUUUCAGGGAUUUCUUGGGAAUCUAUGUACCUUUGAAAUUUUGAGAUCGAAAAAUUUCAUUAAUUUAAAAAAUUUUAGAAUUGAUGUUUUUGAAAAAGAGAUGUCAAUUUUUUCACUGAAAAUUUGAAGUUUCAACAGAUUUUUGACACGCCAAAGUUUAUUUGAAAAAUCAAAAGUUUAGUUGAAAAUCCGAAAAUUUGAUUUUUGUUGCUCAACUUGGCAACCAAAUUUAAGAAAAAAAAAACACAAGGUCCAAAAUUUGUCCAGCGAAGGUUUUAAUAAAAAACUUCGGCAAUUCAUAAAUCGAAUUUUCUUCUAGGAUUCUUUGGAUAGUCCACCACGAGAAAUGGCACCUCCUCCACCAACUUCUUCAUCAAUUUCUCCACCAACUUCUCCAGAUUCUCCAACCGGAAUGCAAAUCUUCUUUUCCGCCUGUUAUUCCUUUAUCACAUCAUUUUUCACAUCUCUCGUCCCAGAUCAUCCAUUACCAGUAGAUUUGAACUAG